UGAAUCACGCAGAAGAGGAGAGGGUAUAAUAUAGCAUUGGGUAGAGAGAUGAUUGAAUAUAGGGAAGAGAAAACGGUUUCUUCAGUCAAAAGUGAUACAAAGUACGUUGUGGACGUUGAACGUUGGACGUUGUUUUUGAAAAAUUUCAGUCAAUUAAAUUAAAUAUAAUAUAGAAAUCAUGAAGAUAUUAUUACUUUUAAUUAUGGCAACAUUUGCCACCACACAAGCAGUUUCUUUCUACGAAUUGUUCAAAGAAGAAUGGACAACCUUUAAGAUGGAACAUAACAAAGAGUACAAAUCUGAUAUAGAAGAAAAGUUCAGAAUGAAGAUAUUCUUGGAUAACAAACACAAAAUUGCUAAGCACAAUGGGAAUUUUGAAAUGAAGAAAGUUUCCUUCAAACUAAAGAUGAACAAAUACGGAGACAUGCUUCAUCAUGAAAUUGUGAACGUAUUAAAUGGUUACAACAAAUCCAUAAAUACUCGAUUGAGAUCUGAAAGGCCACCUGUAGGUGCUACAUUUAUAGAACCAGCAAAUGUGGUGUUACCAGAGUCUAUAGAUUGGAGAGAAAAUGGUGCUGUUACACCUGUUAAAGAUCAGGGUCACUGUGGUUCUUGUUGGGCAUUUUCUUCUACUGGAGCUUUAGAAGGACAACAUUUCCGACAAACGGGAGUCCUAAUUUCUUUGAGCGAACAAAACUUAAUCGAUUGUUCUGUUAAAUAUGGUAAUAAUGGAUGCCAAGGAGGAAUGAUGGAUCAAGCUUUCCAAUAUAUUAAAGCCAAUAAGGGUGUUGAUACAGAAAUAACUUAUCCAUAUGAAGGUGAAGAUGAUACAUGCAGAUAUAACCCAAUGGACAAUGGUGCCUCUGAUGUUGGUUUUGUAGACAUUCCUCAAGGAAAUGAACACAAACUCAAAGCAGCAGUUGCUACUGUAGGACCAGUUUCUGUUGCUAUGGAUGCUUCACAUUCUUCUUUCCAGUUUUAUUCCGAAGGCGUUUAUUAUGAACCCCAAUGUUCCCCGGAUAACUUGGAUCAUGGUGUCCUAGUGGUGGGAUACGGAACUGACGAAGACGGUCAAGACUACUGGUUGGUGAAAAACAGUUGGGGAGAACAAUGGGGUGAUAAAGGAUAUAUCAAGAUUGCUAGGAAUAAAGAAAACCAUUGUGGUAUCGCUAGCGAUGCCAGUUAUCCUCUUGUCGGAAAUGAAAUGUAAUUUAAAACUUUCUAGAUGUCAAUGAUAAACUAGAAAUCCGAAGAAUGAAAAUGAACAAGUAUAAUUAUAUGUAAUAAUAAGUUUCAUUUAAUGGUGAUAAUAAAUAUUUGAAUAUAAUCUAAUUAAGAUUUUCCUUGUACAAUGACAAAAA
Colletes gigas is the source of this 1361-nucleotide messenger RNA. RefSeq names its product cathepsin L (gene CtsL1). The record is from RefSeq and is a predicted model, not a curated record. Gene Ontology annotation, molecular function: cysteine-type endopeptidase activity. NCBI's taxonomy places the organism in Eukaryota, Metazoa, Arthropoda, Insecta, Hymenoptera, Colletidae. Gene Ontology annotation, biological process: immune response. Gene Ontology annotation, cellular component: lysosome. The transcript is spliced from 7 exons. Bases 179 to 1210 code for a protein of 343 amino acids.